Molecule: messenger RNA, 1029 nt
Organism: Nicotiana tabacum (common tobacco)
Lineage: Eukaryota; Viridiplantae; Streptophyta; Magnoliopsida; Solanales; Solanaceae
Source: RefSeq, a predicted model, not a curated record
AUGAAAGAAGCAAGGACCGAUCAAGUUGUAAACGUAAUAAAAUUUAUACGAGAAGCUCUUGACGAUAUGGGAUUAGGGUAUGUCAAAACUACAACUUCCCAUGGCAUGGAUGUUUUAAAGCUUACAAAAGUUCCAUCAGAAGCCGAUUUUCGCGAUGACAUAAAAGAACAAAUGCUUGAAUCGUUAGAGUUCUUCAAUCAAACUGGAGCACCCUUUGAUUUGGUCAUGUUUCCAAUCCAUUACGUUAACGAAGUAUUGAAUUAUACUAUGGAAUUCGCGUUCUUUAAUAAUAAGAGCGAGUUCAAGAUUCAAGAUGGUAAGUUUACGUACACAAAUGUUGUGGAGCUAAUGAUUGAUUCCGUUGCAUGGGCAAUAAGAAAAGCAGGAUACCCUAAUAUGAAAAUUAUGAUAGGUCAAAUUGGUUGGCCAACGGACGGAUAUCCACACGCCAAUGUUGAAAAUGCAGAGAGAUUUUAUAAGGGUUUCUUGAAAUUUAUAGCUUCAAAUAAAGGAACACCUCUUAAGCCAGGUCCUAUAGAUGUAUUUCUCCAUAGUUUAUCAGAUGAGAAUCUGUUUCGUACGAUAUAUGGUGCAUUUCAAAGACACUGGGGAAUUUACGAAGCAGAUGGGAAUCCAAAAUACAAGAUUGAUUUUUCAUUACAAGAUCGUGAUAUUUAUCCAACUCAGGCUAAGGGGAUUGUGAAAAUGCCAAAUAGGUGGUGUGUGUUUAAUAGAAAUAGAGAAAACAUGGAUUUGGUAAAUAAGAACUAUAAUUUUGCAUGCAAUAUAGCAGAUUGUACGUCUCUGGAAAAAGGAGCCUCAUGUGAUGGACUAAGUGAUGAUUCUAAAAUUUCUUAUGCUUUUAAUGUAUUCUUCCAAAAGCAGAAGCAGAAGGUAGAAUUGUGUGAUUUUGAUGGUUUAGGCGAAAUUACAGCAGAAAAUCCAUCAACGGGUAACUGCGAGUUUCCUAUAGAGAUAUUGACAUUCCAAGAUCAAGCAGUUAAAGAUGGUAUGAUUUUAAGAAUUUGA